Aureobasidium subglaciale EXF-2481 is the source of this 438-nucleotide messenger RNA. RefSeq lists its product as uncharacterized. The transcript has 2 exons. The record is from RefSeq and is a predicted model, not a curated record. The coding region runs from base 1 to 438 and encodes 145 amino acids. NCBI's taxonomy places the organism in Eukaryota, Fungi, Ascomycota, Dothideomycetes, Dothideales, Saccotheciaceae.
AUGCGCUCCACCACCACCGUCGCAGCCUGCGCCGUCGCCCUCGCCUCCAUGCUCCAAUACUGCCCUGCUCCCCCCCUCGCCGCCAUAAUCGGCGUAACAACCGGCGAACUCCUCACCGCCGGCACAUCACUCGCCGGCACAGCAAUAACGGCCGGCACCCGCGCAGGCACCGGAAAACGCGAGAUCAUUCCCGCUGUCAGUCAAUAUAGUCUGCAGCAAUGUGCGGAUUCUCUUGCUGGUGUGAGGAUUGUUUUUACACCUCGGGGUGAUGGUUUUUUGGUUAGCGGUAUGCCUGCUCCUUGUAUCAAUUUGGCUACUGUUAUUACAAGGGAUUAUAAUGCUGGGAACCCUGUUCCUAUGAGCUCGGAUAGUAUUUUGUUUAGUGGUCUUAAUGACAAGCAGCUUCAGUCGAUUCAGAAUGCUCUUGAUGGGAAAUAG